Molecule: messenger RNA, 1453 nt
Organism: Chenopodium quinoa (quinoa)
Lineage: Eukaryota; Viridiplantae; Streptophyta; Magnoliopsida; Caryophyllales; Amaranthaceae
Product: probable 2-oxoglutarate-dependent dioxygenase ANS
Exons: 4
Coding region: 216-1286 (356 amino acids)
Source: RefSeq, a predicted model, not a curated record
AGCUGGAUACUUAUUUACGAAGUAUUAAUUUUCUUAUAAGGCAAAAAGAACAAAACCUUUACUUGUGAGAAUUUACCACGCAAUUUAGGUUAUUAGUUAUUACCUACGUACCUACAUACAUACUUUGUUUAUAUAAAUAUAUAGAUGAUAUCCUUGUAGUGAAAGUGCAACUGAAAACUAAAAAACCAAAAGCCAAUCCUACCACACUAUAACAAAUGGCUGCACCUGUUUGUUGUCUCCCCAACGAUGAUCUUGCAUCAAGACUUGUUCAGAAGAUAGCUCAAACUGUACAAGAUAAAAUACCAGAACAAUUCUUGCACAAAGAUGGUUUUCCCGAAUCCAAAGAUGUCGCCGAGUUAUGGACUGAUUCUCUCCUCAUUGAUCUUUCUCUCCUCUCUUCAGGCGACCAAGAUGAAAUCGUCAAGUUCCGUUCAGCUCUCUCCACCUGGGGUUGUUUCUUGGUGAAAAAUCAUGGAAUAGAAGGCUCUUUUCUAGAAGAGGUGAUUGAAGUUUCAAGGAAAUUCUUUUCACUUCCCUUUGAGGAGAAGAUGAAAUACUACACAGAUGAUAUCUUCCAAGGGUAUGACACUGAUGCUGUUUGUCAAGGGUUGGAUCAACAAAAGAUGAAUUGGAAUGACAGGCUAUUUCUUACCAUGUACCCUAAGAAUAAAGGCAACCUCAAAGCGUGGCCUGAGAACCCCUCGAAUUUCAGAGAAAUUGUGGACGAAUAUUCCAAAGAAAUCAUAAAUUUGGCACAAGGUCUUUACAAAGCAGCGGCAAAGUCCCUGAACAUAAAAGAAGACAGCUUCUGUUUAGAGAAAGAAGGGGUAAUAUUGUCAAGAUUUACCCUUUACCCGAAAUGUCCACGUCCCAAAAAUGUACUUGGGUCCAAGCCACAUUUAGAUGGCUCAAUCUUCACCAUAGUUUUGGCUGACCGAGAAGGCCUCGAGGUUCAAAAAGAUGGUCAGUGGUUCAAGGUUCCGGUCAUUCCAGGUGCCCUAUUUGUCAAUUUUGGUGACUUUGGUGAGGUACUGACGAAUGGGAUAUACAAAAGUACAAUGCAUAGGGUGGUGACAAAUUUAACCAAGGAUAGGUUAUCAGUGACAGCAUUUUGUACUAUGGAUGCUACGGAAGAGCUCACACCCUUAACCGAAUUGGUCACACCAAAUCGGCCAUCUUUGUACAAGAAGUUCAAAGUUUGCGAGUAUAAGGAGGGAGUUUGUUGCAAGUGUGGGCCUGGCGAAAACGCCAUUGAUGCAAUCAAACUCGAGUUUCCAUUGCUUUAACUUAUUUCCUGAAUCUUAUAUUACUUAAGCUUAAAUGCCUGGUUUCGCUUCCAGCAAGUUUAUUUGAUCGGAAACUUUGUUGUAUAAAUAAUUAAGUUGCAUUGCUUUGCUUUGUAUUUUGUAAUAUAGAUAUAAAUCUAUAGUUUUAUACUACGCCUAAGUUUUAC